AUGUCGGCCCCAACCGUAUCUCGCCAGGUCGCCCGCUCCGCUCUGCGCACCACAGCCCGCAACACCUUCGCGACAUCGUCCCGCCAAGCCUUCCGCCAGGGCAGUGGCCGUCGUUUCUACUCUUCCGAGCCGCCCAAGGCCUCGAGCACCUCGCCUUUGUUGUAUGUCGCCGGUGCCGCCGUUGUCGGUGCUGGUGGCUACUGGUUCUACAACCAGCAGGCCGGUGCCUCGGCCACGCCCAAGGUCUUCAACCCCACCAAGGAAGAUUACCAGAAGGUCUACAAUGAGGUUGCCAACCGUCUUGAGGAGAAGGACGACUACGAUGACGGCAGUUUCGGUCCUGUCCUUGUCCGCCUCGCCUGGCACUGCAGUGGAACUUACGAUAAGGAGACCGGAACUGGCGGCAGCAAUGGUGCUACCAUGCGAUUCGCACCUGAGGGCGACCACGGUGCCAACGCUGGGCUGCAACACGCUCGGGACUUCCUCGCCCCCGUGAAGGAGAAAUUCCCCUGGAUUUCGUACUCCGACCUGUGGAUUCUUGCGGGUGUCUGCGCCUUCCAGGAGAUGCAGGGUCCCCAGAUUCCGUACCGACCUGGUCGCUCCGAUAGAGAUGCUGCUGCCUGCACGCCCGACGGCCGCCUGCCGGACGGGUCCAAGGGCUCGGACCAUCUCCGAGGCAUCUUCUACCGUAUGGGCUUCAACGAUCAGGAGAUUGUCGCCCUGUCUGGCGCCCACGCUCUGGGCCGUUGCCACACCGACCGAAGUGGUUUCGAGGGGCCGUGGACCUUUUCUCCUACUGUCCUGACCAACGACUACUACCGUCUUCUCUUGGACGAGAAGUGGUCUGUCCGCAAGUGGGACGGUCCCCAGCAGUACCAGGACAAGGGCAGCAAGUCCCUCAUGAUGUUGCCGACCGACUAUGCCCUCAUCCAGGACAAGGCGAUGAAGCCGUGGGUCCAGAAGUACGCCAAGGACAACGACGCAUUCUUCAAGGACUUCAGCGCCGUUAUCGUCAAGCUGUUUGAGCUUGGCGUACCGUUGAAGCCCGAGACAGAGCCCAUGGUGUUCAAGCCUGUCAACGCCUAG
This is a messenger RNA of Anthostomella pinea, 1086 nucleotides long. The record is from the annotation of a GenBank genome assembly. Lineage: Eukaryota; Fungi; Ascomycota; Sordariomycetes; Xylariales; Xylariaceae.